AAUGUCCUUAUCGAAACCUUACCAACUGGGAGGUUGGGACUUCCGAGUGUUGCUAAACCUGUCCUAUAUGUCACUGAUUAUCUCCUCAUUCUAACCAAACUCAAUCGCUGGACGAAAACGUACACCUCCACUCGCCCGAUGACCAUUCAAAAGAACUCCUCGGACAGAAAUGACAUCACAUUCUUAAUUCGAUGGCUUGCUGAAAAUGAUCUCCGAAUCCAAUUCGAUCAGUAUCAGGGAAAACCCAAGAUAGACUUACUGCGUAUGGUUCGAAUAUUUCACGGAAAGCACGAGGAAGCGGUAGAGUUAAUGGAGAAGUUGAGGAGGAUCCUAUCACCAUCAGACUGGGACGAGAUGGUCGCACUUCCCCUGCCGAAUGACGAGUCGCUGGUUCCUCCAACAGAUUGA
This is a messenger RNA of Heterobasidion irregulare TC 32-1, 408 nucleotides long. RefSeq lists its product as uncharacterized. The annotation marks the transcript as partial. NCBI's taxonomy places the organism in Eukaryota, Fungi, Basidiomycota, Agaricomycetes, Russulales, Bondarzewiaceae. The record is from RefSeq and is a predicted model, not a curated record. The transcript has 2 exons.